Molecule: messenger RNA, 2943 nt
Organism: Poecile atricapillus (Black-capped chickadee)
Lineage: Eukaryota; Metazoa; Chordata; Aves; Passeriformes; Paridae
Gene: TBC1D19
Product: TBC1 domain family member 19
Exons: 21
Coding region: 104-1684 (526 amino acids)
Source: RefSeq, a predicted model, not a curated record
CCGCUUCCCACCCGGACGCAGCCGCAGGGCGGCGCCGCGGCCGCCGUUGCCGGGUAACGCGGCGGUGCGGCGGCGAAGGCGGCCCGGCCGCGAAGGGGCCGCGAUGCUGGACCCGGACCGCGGGCUGUCCCUCACCAUCGCGAGGGUCGUGCAGCGGCUGCAGGGCUCCAGCCUCCACUCACAGCUGGAGCGACAGGCCCGGGUUAGCCUACACAAACCAGAAAUUAGGCUGGAAUCACUAAAAGAGGAUAUUAAGGAUUUUCUGAAGACAUCAGGUUGGGAAAAGAAGCUUCAGAAUGCUGUUUAUAGUGAACUCAAUGUGUUUCCUUCGCCAUGUCAUCCUGCAGCACCACCUGAACAUAUUAAAGAACCUUUAGCCUAUAUGAGGAAAGCACAGGGAAGUUGGGAGAAGCGAAUUCUGAAAAGUCUGAACAGCAUGUGCACAGAGCUCAAUAUCCCACUAGCACAGAAGAGGCCUGUAAAUGAACAAAAAGAACUGCUUAGUAAAUGGAAUGAAAUGGGAACUGAUGAGCCAGAUCUAAGUCUUUUCCGGCCUGUUUAUGCGCCUAAAGAUUUUCUUGAGGUACUAAUGAAUCUUCGAAACCCAAAUUAUGAAAAUGGAGAGCAACCUAGUUUCAGAAAUCAUCUGGGACUAAUUCAGGUUCCCUUAAAAGUUAAAGAUAUUCCAGAAUUGAAAGAAGACUUUAGCGAACUAAGCUUAAAUAUAGGACAGCUAGGUAUUGAUGAUUCAGCACAAGUGCCUCCUGAGUUCUUUGAAAAUGAACAUGUACGUGUUGGCCAGAAAGUUUUAGCAGAGCAAGACAGUGCUGCAGCUCAGCAGUAUGUUCGUCAGGGAUGUCCAACAGCACUCCGAGCUGAUCUGUGGGCUCUCAUUCUUAACAUUUCUAAUCAGCCAGAGGACAUCUUGUAUUAUGAACAGCUUAAGUCAAAUGUGAUUCAACAUGACCUUUUAGUGGACAGCCUGAUUUACAAAGAUGUAAAGCUGACAGCAAGCAAUGAUGACUACUAUUUUGUAUUUGAGGAUUAUUUAUAUCAGGUGUUACUGUGUUUUUCCCGAGAUACAUCAGUAUUGGAGCAUUUUACUUACAGUAGUGCAACCCCACCCAAAUCAUACAUACAAGGAAAACUCGGAAUGGAAGAAUAUGCUGUUUUCUAUCCUCCAAAUGGUGUAAUUCCUUUUCAUGGCUUUUCUAUGUAUGUUGCUCCACUUUGUUUUCUGUACCAUGAACCUUCCAAAUUGUAUCAGAUAUUCCGUGAGAUGUAUGUGCGUUUUUUCUUCAGACUCCAUUCCAUCUCUUCUCAUCCCUCUGGCAUUGUGUCAUUGUGUUUGCUUUUUGAGACUCUUCUACAAACCCAUCUCCCUCAGCUCUUCUAUCACCUCCGAGAAAUUGGAGCUCAGCCGCUACGAAUUUCAUUUAAAUGGAUGGUACGAGCAUUUUCUGGUUACUUAGCUACUGACCAGCUCUUGCUUCUGUGGGACAGAAUCCUGGGAUACAAUUCUCUAGAAAUUCUUGCUGUCCUGGCAGCUGCUGUAUUUGCUUUCCGAGCAGUCAACCUGAUGGAGGUGACAUCACUGGCUGCAGCUGAAGCUGUACUUGCUGACCUUUCAACCCUAAAAGUUAUGCCUCUUCUUCAAAUCUUCUUGUUUGCUACUGUCACUUGAUCUCCUUCAACAAUACUGGUACCACAUUCCAGUCUUUCUGGAGAACGUAAGCAUCAACUAUGCAAUGUCUGCAUAAAACCAAAAUUAAACUCCAUGUAUAAAAUCAAUUUAGAAAUAAUUACCUUAAUAUUUUCUAACAGGAAAAGAUAACUUUGCACAUGAUUGUGUGAAGUGCAUGCUAAUGAAUUUUACUGUAAUAGCAAUGGUUAUUACUUGUACAUUGAGAAUGACUACUUGUGCAAGUAAAUAAUAUGAAUCACUGUCUAAAAUGCAUGUAAUAUUAAAUAAAUGUAAUUAAUGAUCUGAGUUUUGUGAUGUUAUUUUCAGAGUUGUAAAAGCUCUUACUCUUUUAGUAGGAAAUUACUUUUUCUGGCUCACACCUUAGAGGAUAUCAUCUCCAAUACUGUCAAGUGAAAAAAUAAAGAUAAUUUUACUUGCAAGAUUAUUUUUCUAGUUUUCUAAAGAAAAGAUGGGCUCAUACUUCAGUUUUGCUAUCCCUAUUUUAUUUAUUCUUUUCACAGAAAUUUUCUCCGUAUUGUUUCUCAUGUUAACUGCUCCUGUUUAUUCUUUUCAUACACACAGAUGUAGUCACCCAUUCCCCAUUCACCUUUGGUUAGGUGUAGAGCUACCUCAGGUGUCUGCUGAACUCCUCCCCGGAGUCCCAUCAAAAACAUAGAUGGGACUGCACAGAAGGCUUGAGUAUAGCUUCCUUCAGAACUUGUUGGAGGCGGUCUUUGCAUGAGCUGUAAUAGUGCCCUGAGAAUGAUGCCAAGAGUCCUUUUGCUGUGCCCCACACCCUCUCUGGGAGAGCAGUGCUACGCCUUUGACAGUUUUCCAGCCUCUGUGAUUCAACAGCUCAGGCUUCAGUGCAAGAGCCCUGCUCAUACUCACAUGUGAUGGAUUGUCACUACAGUCAGGCUGGCAUUAUCUGUUAGCUGUCAUACCUUUUCAUGAGGUCUUCCUCACAAAAAAUGUUUGAGUUGUUUAAUACCAAAGUUGGGAUCAAUAGUCUGAUUUGAUUGAGUGUAUCUUAACACCUGAAAAAGGCUCUCGGUCAAAAAAUGAUAAUGGGUUAUAUAAUCACUGCAUUGCAAUAGGACUUUUGUCUUUGCCUGGUUUAUGAACAUGUACAUGCUUAUGUUUAUGUAGUUACCAUUAUUUGCCAUACUGAAUGUAAAUCAGUGAAACAUGAAUCCUUCAUACUGUGCUCAAAAUCUGACAAAUGAUCUAAGCUGUAGUCUCAGGUAGGGAUAUGAGCU